Theileria annulata is the source of this 615-nucleotide messenger RNA. RefSeq lists its product as uncharacterized. The record is from RefSeq and is a predicted model, not a curated record. The transcript is spliced from 3 exons. Lineage: Eukaryota; Apicomplexa; Aconoidasida; Piroplasmida; Theileriidae. Bases 1 to 615 code for a protein of 204 amino acids.
AUGAGGUCAAUUUAUGAUUUUACUGGAAUGUAUUUCCGUUCUUUCAUAAACCGCAAGAUAAACAUAAACACUAAAAUUUAUGACCCGUUUUUUUCAAUUAAGGGUAAAAUUGAUCUUUGUAAUCGCAACUUUAGCAGUGGUAAAAAUUUUGAGCUGAACAAUACGUGGAAGAACUAUAGGGAAUCAUCACGUAGGUUGUUGUCAUCAUCGUCCGCCCCUUCUAAAUACGCAUAUGACCCGAACUCACUGACCACACUACCGAGACCAUACGAAUCUCACCUAAAGGAAGACGUGAAGUUUCGUAACUGUUUGGGACUAAAUCCUCUAUUCACACAUUAUGUAAACCCAGUGUCAAUAGUUAAAUUCACAGCAAAAUACCUUCUAAGCUACAGAUUCUUCUUUAUUUAUAUGGCCAGAACAACAUUUCAAGCAGCGAGACCGUUGUUAGCAUUUUGUGUAUUCGGUGAGAUUAUGAAGUUGGUACUGGCAAACCUUAGUGGAGGGGUACCGGCAUAUUUAUUUUCGUUUGUUUUGGCAUUUGAAGUCUUCUAUUUCUUCCUACAGCUGUAUAUUUCCUACACGUUCCUAAUGAUGUUCUUCACCGUCAUGUUCUAA